Molecule: messenger RNA, 3260 nt
Organism: Spirodela intermedia
Lineage: Eukaryota; Viridiplantae; Streptophyta; Magnoliopsida; Alismatales; Araceae
Source: the annotation of a GenBank genome assembly
AUGCCGCUGUACGGAGCGACUCUUUUGGGGGUAUGCUUCGUCUGUCUCGGCAGCUUGAUCGUCGGGGAAGACCCGUAUAGAUUCUUCGAUUGGAAUGUUACCUUCGGCGUUAUCCAUCCCCUAGGCGUUCCACAGCAGGUGAAUUGCUCAACCUGGCUCUCCCUCACCUGUUUGUAAUGAACUCUCUCUCUCUCUCUCUCGCUAUAUAUAUACACACAUAUAUACAUACAUAUAUAUAUAUAUAUAUAUAUAUAUAUAUAUAUAUAUAUAUAUCUGUCUCUUCCCAACGAUUCUGGACCUCAGGGAAUACUGAUCAACGGGCAAUUCCCCGGACCGGACAUUUACUCGGUUACAAACGACAACCUGAUCAUCAACGUGCACAACAGCUUGCCUGAGCCAUUCCUCAUCUCCUGGUGAGUUCCACUCCCCCAGACUCCCAAUCCGCUUUGUUCUCUCUACGACUCUGUUUCUGUCUCUCUCCCCCCUCUGCUAGAAUCAGUGCACGGCAGAGUAGGUGUUUAGUGCCUUGACGACCUCCGAUGACAGAAGCUUCCCGAGAUCUUCUCGCCCCUACAUCUUCUCUCUCUCUCAAAACAUUAGUUUGUGGCGUUUCCCAUUAGUUGAUUACACUGCAGGAGCCGUAUUUGGGUGGGCGAUUGUGGUUACAUGACCUCAUCUUUCCUCGAACUGCCUACGAAUCUCGGCUCACUAAUGUUUCCCUAGCGGACCUUCAUCUUUGAGGGACAGAGGAUGAGAAAACAAAAGAAACUUCAAAAAUAACCGAUGAAUAUUUCGGACUCGAUAAUUGGGACUUGAUCAGCGACGCCGUUUUGAAAAAUAUAUCUUUUAAACUGAUUGGGUGCGACGCGGACCGGGAGAACAGGAACGGGAUACAGCAGCGGCGGAACUCGUGGCAAGACGGUGUGUUCGGGACGAACUGCCCCAUUCCGCCGGGGAGGAACUUCACUUACGUGCUCCAGGUGAAGGACCAGAUCGGGAGCUUCUUCUACUUCCCCUCCCUCGGCUUCCACAAGGCUGCUGGCGGCUUCGGCGGCAUCCGGAUCGUCAGCAGGCCCCGCAUUCCCGUCCCCUUCGCUGACCCUGCCGGCGACUUCACUCUCCUCGUCGGCGACUGGUACAAAUCCAACCACACAGUUAAGUCCCUCCCCCCUCCUCACUCUCUCUCUCUUUCUCAACCUCUCCCCUCUGAAAUGAUCAGUUAUGAUACCAUCUUCAUCAUUAAUGAUAUUUUUUAGCUCGUCUGUUGGGAUAAAACUUUGAGAAAAACUAAAUAUACGAGGAAAAAAGUUAUUUCUUUAUAAUUUAAGUAAUUAGGCUUAUCGUGUUUUCUGCAUGACGUAGCACAUGAAUGCUAUGUCCGUGAUAUACGUCUUUCUGUUUGCAUGUUCGGCUGGUUCCGGAAGAACACUCCGAACUGAUGAUGGGCCCGGCAACGCGGCCAUAAUAUCGUAAAUUAAUUAUAAGCUUUAAAGACUGCUUCAACAUUUUAAAAAAUGAGUAUGAAAAAUAAAUUUAAAUAAAAUAAUUUCGACGUACGGAGGCGGAUUUGGAGUCGCAGACUUCAGCCCAUUUUCCUCGUCAGAUUAUUUUCCUCUCUGACUCUCCAAUCUCUGCCCUCUACGGAGGCGGAUUUGGACUAUUUCUGGAAAUUUUGCGUUCGCAUAUUACAUUCUAUUUCUCUGCUUAUUAGACAAAUAGAACCUGAAUCUAUCCAUACUGCUCUCGUCUCUCGCUGUUAGCUCUGAAUACUUCCCUCUUGUAGGCUCUAAAGACCAUCCUUGACCGCGGCAAGAAGCUCCGGUUUCCCGACGGCAUUCUCAUCAAUGGCCGCGGACCCAAUGGUGCUUCUUUCACUGUCGAUCAAGGUAAGCCCUCUCCACCCGCUUCAACGAGCACCGAGGCAAUCGAGCUUCGUAAGGGUAUGGCCAUGGAGAUGGGACGUAACGGUGAGGUCCCCUUGCAGGGAAAACGUACAGGUUCCGGAUAUCAAAUGUCGGUUUGCAGAGCUCCCUCAACGUGAGAUUUAAUGGCCACAAGAUGAAGUUGAUCGAAGUGGAAGGGACACACACUCUCCAGGAGACGUACUCCUCCGUCGACGUCCACGUGGGCCAGUCGCUGUCUGUUCUGGUCACAGCAGACCAGCCUGUCCGGGACUACUACAUCGUCGUGUCCUCUCGAUUCACGAAGCCCGUUCUUACGACCACCGGGAUCCUCCAUUACAGCAGCUCCUCCCAGAACGUCUCCGGCCAGCCUCCGGGAGGGCCGACGACCGAGAUCGACUGGUCUCUCAGCCAGGCUCGUUCAAUCCGGUACGCUUUUCUUCUUCUACCCAGCUUCAUGGUACCGACGUCUCUUCAAAUUGUUUUUGAGAUUUCCUUCGUUUGCCGCUAAAUAAUGGUUUCUGCCUCAGAACCAACCUCACCGCAAGCGGCCCGAGGCCGAAUCCACAGGGUUCGUAUCACUACGGUCUGAUCAACAUCACUCGGACCAUCAGGCUCGCCAGCUCCGCCGCUCAAGUGAACGGCAAGCAACGCUAUGCAGUGAACAGCGUCUCCUUCACCCCGGCGGACACGCCAUUAAAGAUCGCAGACUUGUACAAGAUCGGAGGGGUAUUUAGACUCGGAAGCAUCUCGGACAGCCCUACUGGUGCACGGGAGCACCUCGACACAUCGGUGAUGGCUGGAGACUUCCGGGCUUUCGUAGAAAUCGUGUUCGAGAACAAGGAGAGCAUCGUCCAAAGUUGGCACCUGGAUGGCUACUCUUUCUUCAUUGUCGGGUAAUGAGCGGCGUUUAUGGAAGGGGAUAAAACCUCCUCGCAAGAUCUCUUACUAUGAUCUCGGUGAUUGUGCAGGAUGGAUGGGGGAAGGUGGAGCCCUUCCAGUAGAAAGCAAUACAACUUAAGGGACGCAGUGGCGCGUUGCACUACUCAAGUAGGAGGAAACCUCUUUUCCUUCCUCCUGGUCUUUGUUAACUCACUGAGCGGUACAAACCAUGUAAUUUGUUCACUGUCGUGACAAAAUUUGCAGGUAUACCCAAGGUCGUGGACGGCUGUGUACUUGGCUCUUGACAACGUGGGGAUGUGGAACCUAAGGACUGAGCAUUGGGCACGUCAAUAUCUCGGGCAACAGUUCUAUCUGAGGGUAUACUCCCCCCUGGAGUCCACAAGGGACGAGUACCCUAUCCCUAGGAAUGCACUUCUCUGCGGAAGGGCUUCCGGCCACCGCACUCGGUCACUGUGA